Messenger RNA from Epinephelus moara (kelp grouper), 782 nucleotides. RefSeq lists its product as uncharacterized. The transcript has 7 exons. The annotation marks the transcript as partial. Lineage: Eukaryota; Metazoa; Chordata; Actinopteri; Perciformes; Serranidae. The record is from RefSeq and is a predicted model, not a curated record.
AUGGACUCACCAGGGCAUUGUGCGCAAUACCGCACCUAUACCACUAUAGAGCAAGAGUCCAGAGAUAUUGUCCACAUUGUAACCAUAGACAAGAGACAGACGAAUCGGAAUUCAGUGAUUAUGGAGAAAGAAGGGUUCAUCAAGACCAUGGAUACUCUGCUGCAGAAAAUUCCAGUGAAAGAAGUGGUCACAGAUGCCCACAGACAAAUCACAGCAUUACUAGAUCCAACAUGGGGAAAAUACAGACAGUGGGGUCUUCAUCACUCCCUGGACAUUUGGCAUGCAGCCAAGAACCUCGCAAAGAAACUGAAGGCUGCUGGUUCAAUCAAAAAGCAAUCAGCAAUCCUGCAGUGGCUGAGACACAUUGUCAACCAUUUCUGGUAUUGCUGCAAACAAGCCACAACGGAAGAGAAAUUCAAAAUAAUGUGGCAUGGUGUUCUACACCAUGUAAGGGACAAGCACCAGUGGUCUUUUGCAAGCUGCGAACAUGGUCCACUUGAGGAUGCCAGCAGAGACAAGCCAUGGAUGGUGCAAGGUUCUCCAGCACACCAGGCUUUGACAGCAGUUGUCAUGGAUAAACACUGGCUCAAGAAUGUGAAGACGUUUCUCAACUUUCGAACAACAUUGGACCUCGAAAGUUUCCAGAACCACAUACUCAUGUAUGAUGGAAAACGAUUUGCAUACAGCCCACCGGUGUAUGAGGCACGCACUCUCCUUGCAGCUAUUGACUACAACUACCACAACAACAGGCCUGCUGCACUGAAUUCUGAGGGCAACAAGAU